Molecule: messenger RNA, 2631 nt
Organism: Exophiala mesophila
Lineage: Eukaryota; Fungi; Ascomycota; Eurotiomycetes; Chaetothyriales; Herpotrichiellaceae
Exons: 4
Coding region: 1527-2153 (208 amino acids)
Biological process (GO): positive regulation of transcription by RNA polymerase II
Molecular function (GO): RNA polymerase II cis-regulatory region sequence-specific DNA binding; DNA-binding transcription factor activity, RNA polymerase II-specific; protein dimerization activity
Source: RefSeq, a predicted model, not a curated record
ACAUCUUUCCUCUCUCUGCCAUACCCAAUUUCUGUUCAACACCAUCCGUGCAACAGUCAUCCAGUUGUCCACCAUCCCCUUCUCCAUUUGGCCUUUUCUGUUACAGAUUGGCCCUAUCUUGUCAAUUCCAACACCCUGGAAUUGUCACAAUUCAUCGUUGGGAAAGCACAAACUUUCUCUGUCCGGUACGUAGGUAUUUUGACUUGUUGAGCCCCAUCAUACCUCGCCCAUUCCCAAUUGCCUUGCGCGUGCCACCAACAGGAUCGACCUUUGACCUUACCUGAUCGAGAGAACAUCCUUUGUGAAAGAAUACCCAGCCCAUCAACUCCACACUUCCUUUUACCUUCUCUUGCUCUUUCUGCCCUUCACCGUCGAAAGGCUCAACGACACUGGUGCUCGACCCACAUGACUGUGCACAACAAUGUCGACAUCCAUCAAACGCCAACAACAAUUCUUCGAUUGGGCCCUGGUUCACCUGCAGGCCUCCUGGACACCGUCACAGGUUUCUCCCAACCAGACAAAGAACCUCCCCGUCCCUCCAACUUCAAGGUUUAUUAGCAAAGGUCGGGAAUCAAUGCACGGGUCUCAGUUGCCAAGCUCCAGUUCCAGCCCCCUCCGAAGAUAUCCCCUCCCGGCCUACCGAGUCCACCAACCCAGGCGCCGUACCAUAAUCAAGCAAAGCUAUCAAGCACAGCCAUCAAGCAGCAUACUCCGGCCCCCGACGUUCGACCAUCAUGCAACCCUUCUUUAGUCCAGGCUCCACCACACUACACCACUGGUCCCAGGCUGCAUUUACCCUGGUCUUCCCCGUUGCAAGGCAAUUCCACCAUCCGCCCGCUGAACACUACCACCUAACACCACCUGACGCCUGGCACCAGAGUCUUCUGCACUCCCUCGCUCCCCGAGUCCCCACUACUCCCAGCGCCUGCUUCCUGCCCACCGAGGAACCCUGACUGCACUCCAUGGCUCCCUAACGCUCUCUACUCUACCUUGCCCCUCAAAUCUUCCUCACUCACUUGGUCGUUCCCAUUCUGCCGAGACUCCCGUUCAAUACACCCGCACCCUCUCUUCUUACUUAUCCUGCCAUACCAAACCCUUUUCUGUUCUUCAGCACCAAUACAGCAAGUGGUUACUCGCUGCCUCUUCAAAAAUCCACUUCCUUAUUCCAGUUGCAGUUUGAUUGUUGCACAUCCCUCAAUCCACAAAGCUUGAUUGCUCGACAUCUGCCUGUCGUUCCCCCGUUUCCUCAUUGAGAUUUUGCCUGUGCCUGCGAUUGCACCCUGCACCAGCCUGUGUACGUCGUCGAAGUGCCACACCCGCCAUGCAUACCUCACCACCGCUCUUCACCAUCAACGCGUCACCGUCGCGCUUCUGCUCCGUUGACUCAUAUCCUGCUACUCUUAACUAACUGUCAUUACCUUUAUAGAAACAACUCCACCUUGGCGUUUCGACUUUUCAUCUCUCCAUCAAUUUGGGGAUUGCCUCAUUAGACAUCGGCAUACCUCGAAAGCUUCAUUACAACCACAAUGGCCGACAUCACUGAUCCCUCCACUGGUCUCGACCACCCCUCUCCCGGUGACGACCUUGCUGGCAACGGCGUUGACUCUCGGGGAACAAAGCGCCCUAGGACGUCCCUAGCAGGCGAUGACGACGACGAUGACGACGAAAAGGGAGGAAGAGAGCGCAGAAAGAUCGAAAUCAAAUUUAUUCAAGACAAAUCGCGCCGACACAUCACUUUCUCCAAGAGAAAAGCUGGCAUCAUGAAGAAGGCCUACGAGCUUUCAGUCCUCACCGGCACUCAAGUCCUCCUCCUGGUCGUCUCAGAGACUGGCCUGGUUUAUACUUUCACCACUCCUAAGCUCCAGCCUCUAGUCACCAAGGCCGAGGGCAAGAAUCUCAUUCAAGCCUGCCUCAACGCACCUGAGCCCUCGGGAGCAGAGAAUGGUGUCGAUACCGGCGAUGAUGUCGCGUCCCCCGAUGAUGUUCCUUCUCUCCCACCCGCAGCCGCAGGCAUGCCAAGACCCGCCGCUCAUGGUGGCUACAUGACUCAAGAACAACAACAGCAGGCUCUGUAUUACCAGCAAUUGCAACAGCAGAACCAAGGUGGUCAAUAUGCGGGAAUGCCGCAAAUGCCUCAACACCAACGUGCAUGAUCCACAUGACUCUCUCCUUAAUCGAUACCCAAAAUUCACGGUUCUGUCCCCCGUUUGUGCGCAACAAUGCCGACAGUCGAUGGACCCUGUCAGCCUGUGGCCAAGCCCGGUCUAGGUUCAACUAUCUAUGGCACAGUGCAUCUCUCCUCUCCGACAAAUGGGUCCUUGAAACUCUAGCUGGAGAGAAGACCUUGUCUGAUGCCUCGAGGAGAACGAGAGCAUGGACCUGCGCAUCCAGGGUUGUCUAGUACAUCAUUGAGUAUGUCUUGUAUGAGUCAAUAAACAGUGCGUCAAUAUGCGAAUGUUCAAAGGCUGAGAAUGAAGUUAUGGACAUUGUGUUGCAAGUGCUUCUACUGGUCUAGGUGGGGUCUAUACACGAGGGACGUAGGCAAGCAGCCUUGAUAUUCCUAUGGGGCCUCGCACAUAUGAUCCAGUAAUUAGCUAGCUACAAUGGCCGCAACCAAUCCCUUUUUCCACA